AUGAACAACAACGGAAGUAAUCAAAACACACAUACGGUGUCAAAUCUAUCUGCUGGCCUCAAGUCGGUUUCACUUAGUGACCAGCAACAAAUACAAGACAGCUCAUCUUCACUGGAACACCAACACCAACAACAACUACAAUCAAGAAUAAGUCAAUUCUUUCAAAAUCAGCCACAGGAAGGAUACACGUUGUUUUCACACCGGUCUGCGCCAAACGGAUUCAAAGUAGCCAUCAUCUUGUCAGAGUUGAACUUGCCAUUCAACACCAUAUUCCUAGACUUUAACAAUGGUGAACAACGUGCACCUGAAUUUGUAACGAUAAACCCCAACGCUAGAGUCCCCGCUUUGAUAGACCACUACAAUGAAAACGUAUCCAUUUGGGAAUCGGGUGCGAUAAUACUAUACCUUGUGUCAAAGUACAUGAAGGAGAAUAAUGAAUGCAGUUUAUGGAGUGACAAUCUAGUCGAACAGAGUCAGAUAAAUUCAUGGCUCUUCUUUCAAACAAGUGGGCAUGCGCCUAUGAUUGGACAAGCUUUACAUUUUAGGUAUUUCCAUUCUAGCCCCGUGCCUAGUGCAGUAGAGCGGUACACCGAUGAAGUCAGGCGAGUUUAUGGUGUUGUGGAAAUGGCGUUGGCCGAAAGACGAGAGGCGUUGAUUAUGGAUUUGGAUGUGGAGAAUGCCGCUGCGUAUAGCGCUGGUACUACCCCAUUGUCCCAAUCGAGGUAUUUUGACUAUCCUGUUUGGCUAGUCGGCGAUAGAGCCACUGUGGCUGAUUUGUCAUUUGUGCCAUGGAAUAAUGUGGUUGAUAGAAUCGGAAUAAAUCUUAAAGUGGAGUUUCCUGAGGUGUACAAGUGGACAAAGUAUAUGAUGAGAAGACCAGCUGUGCUUUAUCAUAAAGGGACUAAACUUCAUACUACGCCCAUUGACAUGAGUCUCGAUGUACCUCACAUUGCUGUACUUGUCUUAGAUACACCAAUUCCUGGGCUUGCUGAAAAAUACGGGGACUUUGGAGACAACACUAUCGACUUGCUAAAAACCACCGGUGCAUCCAAAUCAACAGCAUUUGUUAAAUACCAAUUGAAUACCGAGGACUUGGCUGAGCUCGAUCGCGUCUAUGAAAAGUUACUUUCAGCAGUUCACAACCAUUUGGUGCAAGGCUUUGUGUUGACUGGUUCUCGCAGUGACGCUUUCGAUACAGCAACAUGGUUGAUCAAAUUUAAAUCUUUUCUUAAGAACACCAUUCUCAAGGUCGGCAAACCAGUCGUGGGUAUCUGUUUUGGACAUCAGGUCAUUGCAUUAGUGUUGGGAUCCAAAGUGGAACGAAGCAACGAAGGGUGGGAAAUUGGCACCACUACAAUCUCUAUAAACGAUGAAAUAUACAAGUUGGAGAAUUCCCCAUUCAACGAGCUCAGUCAACGGGAGAACGUAAAGGAGGAUGGCCAAGACUACAAUGCUGCUGUUUUAUUCGAUAGAUUAAACUUGGUUGAAUCUCAUCAAGAUGUCGUCCUCGGUGGACUUCCUGAAGGUUUCAUAAACUUUGGAUCAACCAGUUCGGCAUCGAUUCAAGGAAUGGUUAGUGUUGAUAAAGGCAACGGUCACAAGCGGAACUGCAAAGUAAUCACUUUCCAAGGUCAUCCGGAGUUCACCACUGAGAUAGCUUUGGAUUUGCUAAAGAAUAUAUACGAUGCAGGAUUAGUGAGUGAAAAGGAGUACGAAAAGGCAAAGUACCACACAUCGAGCUUGAACAAUCAGGGAAACUUGAUUGGGAAAGUCAUCAACAAGUUUCUUGCAGUUGAGACGUAA
This is a messenger RNA of Lodderomyces theae, 1803 nucleotides long. It is a transcript of the gene URE2, whose product is annotated as Ure2p. The transcript is spliced from 3 exons. The record is from RefSeq and is a predicted model, not a curated record. NCBI's taxonomy places the organism in Eukaryota, Fungi, Ascomycota, Pichiomycetes, Serinales, Debaryomycetaceae. The coding region runs from base 1 to 1803 and encodes 600 amino acids.